Molecule: messenger RNA, 1680 nt
Organism: Penicillium coprophilum
Lineage: Eukaryota; Fungi; Ascomycota; Eurotiomycetes; Eurotiales; Aspergillaceae
Product: Amino acid/polyamine transporter I
Exons: 6
Coding region: 1-1680 (559 amino acids)
Biological process (GO): amino acid transmembrane transport
Cellular component (GO): membrane
Molecular function (GO): amino acid transmembrane transporter activity
Source: RefSeq, a predicted model, not a curated record
AUGGGUCACCCCGAUGAGAUCAACACUGUCGAGUCACAGCCUACAUACAUUGACAACUCGGGAGAUUUCAAAGAAGAUGGUCAGGAUGAGCCCGUUGGCCUCAAGAGAGAGCUCAAGGCUCGCCACAUUUCUAUGAUUGCCAUUGGUGGUGCCAUUGGUACUGGAUUGGUUGUUGGUACUGGCAGCGCUUUGACAGCCGGACCUGGAUCUUUGCUUAUUGCUUACUGCUUCAUGGGUUUCGUCGUUUGGACGGUCAUGUGUGGACUGGGUGAAAUGGCUGCUUGGCUACCAUUGUCCUCCGGUUUCACUGGUUACGCUGGCCGUUUCUGUGACCCUGCUCUCGGAUUCACCCUCGGAUGGUGCUACUAUCUCAAAUAUAUCAUUCUACCACCCACGCAACUCACCGCUGCAGCUCUAGUCAUUACCUUUUGGCCGAAGACUUCAGCAGAGAAUGUCAAUCCUGGUGUUUGGAUUGCCAUCUUUAUGGUGGCAAUCAUCACGAUCAACUACUUUGGCGUGAAGAUUUUCGGUGAAUUGGAGUUUUGGCUCUCGUCUUUCAAGGUGAUUGUCAUCCUGGGACUCAUUUUGUGCUCUUUCAUCUUCGCACUAGGCGGCGGUCCCGACCACGACAGAAGAGGUUUCCGCUACUGGAGUGAGCCCGGCGCCUUCGCCACGAAAUAUGUCGAUGGUAGCCUUGGAAAAUUCCUUGCCUUUUGGUCGACAAUGGUGCAGGCCACCUUUGCAUUCCUCGGCACCGAAUUGAUUGGCGUGACUGUCGGAGAGGCCCAGAACCCCCGGAAGACCAUCCCCAAAGCCAUCAAGCUCACUUUCUGGCGAAUUAUCGUCUUCUACAUUCUCAGCGUGCUCUUCCUCGGCAUGCUGGUCCCAUACAAUUCCCCAGAUCUGGUUUUCGCCACUAAGGCUAAGAGCUCUGCUGCUGCCUCACCUUUUGUGGUGGCAAUGAAGCAAGUCGCUGCUCUUCCUCACAUCAUCAACGGAUGUAUCCUGGUGUUUGUCUUCUCUGCGGCUAACUCUGAUCUGUACAUUGCCACUCGAACUCUGUACGGUCUUGCCCGUGAGAAGAAGGCCCCUCAAAUCUUCGCUCGCACUAACCGAGCUGGCGUCCCAAUUUAUGCUCUGGCACUCUCGGCUUCUUUCUGCUUGCUCGCCUUUAUGAGUGUCUCCAAUGGCUCCAAGGAGGUCUUUGGAUAUUUUACCGAUAUGGUCUCAAUCUUCGGAUUGUUGACAUGGAUCUCCCUCUUGAUCACUCACAUCUUCUUCGUUCGCGCCCGACGUGCACAGGGCGUUGACCAGACAACACUGGCCUAUAAAGCUCCACUGGGAAUCAUCGGUUCCUGCGUUGCGCUCUUUUUCUGCAUCUUGGUGGUCUUCACUCGCAGCUUCGGUGUGUUUAUUCACAACCCGAAAACCUACGGCAAUUUCGACUACAAGACCUUUAUCACUUCUUACAUCGGUAUUCCCCUUUAUGUGAUUGCAUUUGCUGGGUGGAAGAUCUGGAACCGGACCGAAUUUGUCAAGCCCCACAAUGCUGAUAUCUGGACCGGAAAGGCUGAAAUUGACCGCGAAGAGGCCGAGUAUGUGGCUCAGCUGCUCAUCGACAACCAGAACUUGUCUGGUUGGAAGAAAAUCUACGCCAAAGGUCUGGCGUGGCUUUUCUAG